Malus domestica (apple) is the source of this 1238-nucleotide messenger RNA. Its product is annotated as geranylgeranyl pyrophosphate synthase 7, chloroplastic-like. Gene Ontology annotation, molecular function: prenyltransferase activity. Gene Ontology annotation, biological process: isoprenoid biosynthetic process. The record is from RefSeq and is a predicted model, not a curated record. NCBI's taxonomy places the organism in Eukaryota, Viridiplantae, Streptophyta, Magnoliopsida, Rosales, Rosaceae.
AGUAAACAGCAUAUUUUUAUUCCUUCGCCUCUCCGACUACAAGUUUAUAACUCCAAAUUAACAAGUUCAUCAUGCAUUCACCCAAAAAUUUGAUACCAACAAGCAAGGAAUUUAUGGCUUCUUUUGCAACUAUCCUAAGCUAUGAAACUCCAUCCCUUCUCAAAACCGCUGCUAAUUUUGGUCGUCUCAACGAAAUUCUGAAUGGCAGCACUAGAACCUCAUCAACUGCUCUCAUUCGCAUGAAGAUAAAGGCCACAGCUACACGAGUUACUGACUCAGCGUCUGCAUUCCAACCAUUGCUCGUCGAUGGAGAACCAAUCGCCAAACCACUCGAAACCACCCAGUUUCCGGUGUUCAAAUUCGAUGAGUACAUGUCAACGAAGGCAAAGAUGGUGGACAAGGCGUUGAACGAGGCCGUGCCUUUGCAGUACCCCAAGAAAAUCCAUAGGGCAAUGAGGUACUCGCUUUUGGCUGGCGGAAAGCGCGUGCGGCCGGUUUUGUGUCUCGCUUCAUGUGAAUUAGUUGGAGGGGAUGAGUCACUUGCAAUCCCAGUAGCUUGUGCCGUUGAAAUGAUCCACACCAUGUCGCUUAUUCACGAUGAUCUCCCUUGCAUGGACAACGACGAUCUUCGUCGCGGGAAGCCUACCAACCACAAGGCUUUUGGGGAGGAAACCGCGGUUCUAGCCGGUGAUGCGCUUCUUUCCCUUGCCUUUGAACAUGUAGCGGCCAAGACAACAAAAGUAGUAUCGCCGGAGCGUGUGGUUCGAGCCAUCACCGAGCUUGGUUCGGCCGUCGGAUCAUUAGGCCUCGUGGCGGGUCAAAUGGUGGACAUUCAAAGCGAAGGCAAAGAAGUGACGCUGCGAGAACUCGAGUACAUUCACGUGCAUAAGACCGCGAAGCUCCUCGAGGCAUCGGUGGUUUGCGGGGCAAUCAUCGGAGGAGCAGGUGAAGGGGAGGUGGAGAGGAUGAGGAAGUAUGCAAGGUGUAUAGGUUUGUUGUUUCAAGUGGUGGACGACAUUUUGGACGUGACGAAAUCGUCAGAGGAAUUGGGGAAGACGGCCGGGAAAGAUUUGGCAAGCGAUAAGGCGACAUAUCCAAAGCUGAUGGGUAUUGAAGGGGCAAAGAAUUUUGCUGCCGAGUUGGUGGCGCAAGCAGUGCAAGAGCUUGCUCAUUUCGAUGCUGCUAGGGCGGCUCCAUUGUAUUAUUUAGCCAAUUUUAUUGCCAAUAGACAGACAUAG